AUGUGGGUGUUUGUAUACAAGUUCGAAGAAAGUUCAGCGGAUGUAAAAAAAAAAUCAAAAUCUCAAAACAAAAAAGGUGCACUAACGCAAAAAAAAAAAUCGAAUUUGAGAGUUAUCAACAAUAUCAGUUGUCGAUUAAAACCUAACAGUAAAGAUACACGAUUAUCUAAAAUGAGUGGAUAUUCUGUUGUUGCCGUAUUCAUAGUAGUUGUUGCCUUAUCAUGUUUGGCAUGGGUGUUUGCACCAAAAGAGAACACAACUGUCUUUAGAUCAUCAGUAAUAUUAGCAUUGUCAAUGUGUUAUUUAAUGUGGGCAAUCACGUAUUUAGCUCAGUUACAUCCAUUGGAAGCCCCAAGAAGAUCUGAUUUGAGACCAGAACCCAAGGAUUAA
Molecule: messenger RNA, 390 nt
Organism: Candida albicans SC5314
Lineage: Eukaryota; Fungi; Ascomycota; Pichiomycetes; Serinales; Debaryomycetaceae
Product: H(+)-transporting V0 sector ATPase subunit e
Exons: 2
Coding region: 1-390 (129 amino acids)
Biological process (GO): vacuolar acidification; proton transmembrane transport
Cellular component (GO): vacuolar proton-transporting V-type ATPase, V0 domain
Molecular function (GO): proton-transporting ATPase activity, rotational mechanism
Source: RefSeq, a predicted model, not a curated record